This is a messenger RNA of Erigeron canadensis, 2584 nucleotides long. Its product is annotated as ATP-dependent zinc metalloprotease FTSH 4, mitochondrial-like. The record is from RefSeq and is a predicted model, not a curated record. Gene Ontology annotation, biological process: proteolysis. Lineage: Eukaryota; Viridiplantae; Streptophyta; Magnoliopsida; Asterales; Asteraceae. The coding region runs from base 187 to 2340 and encodes 717 amino acids. Gene Ontology annotation, molecular function: ATP hydrolysis activity; metalloendopeptidase activity; ATP-dependent peptidase activity. Gene Ontology annotation, cellular component: chloroplast thylakoid; membrane. The transcript is spliced from 7 exons.
AUCACACAAUUUUCACCUUCACCCCCUCUCCCUGUUUCUUUCUCAAUUAACCUAAUUUAUUCAUAUCCAUAAAAUAAUAUAUUUAUUAUUUAUGUAUAAAGAUUCAAUUUCUGUAUAUUUCAUUCAAUUCAAAGAAUAAUAAAACAAAUAAAGCAAAGAUCUGAUCUUUCUUCAGUUCCAAUAAAGAUGGGCCUAAAACGCCUUCUUUUUGAGGUCUCAAAGCACCGGUCACAACUAGCGCUUACGAAAAUUUUGCAUACUAGAUCUUAUAUGACUUUACGGAAACUCAGAUCUGAUGCAGUGUAUAAGCUUCCAAGUGGUCAAAGAAGGUUCCAGUCCAGUUAUCUGGGAAGUUUUGGACGUAGAGUGCGUGAGCGUGAUGCAGAUGGACCAGUCACUGCAGCUUAUCUUAGGGAGCUUUCUUAUCGAAAUGAUCCAGAGGCAGUGAUAACACUUUUUGAAAGCCAACCUUCGUUGCACUCUAGUCCUGCUGCACUUAAAGAAUACAUAAAGGCCCUGGUCAAACUUGAUCAAUUGGAGGAAAGUGAAUUGCUCACGACGUUACAAAGAGGAAUGGCAAGCUCAAGCAACUCAACCUUCCAUGAAGAGAGUAUUGGAGGCCUUUCUGCGUUUAAGAAUGUUGGGAAAUCAACAAAAGAAGGUGUACUAGGAACCGCCGCUGCUCCUAUACAUAUGGUGGCCAGUGAAGGAGGACAUUUUAAAGAACAAUUAUGGCGAACUGUCCGUGCUUUAGGCAUGGGCUUUUUAUUGAUUUCUGGCGUUGGAGCCCUCAUUGAGGAUAGAGGAAUCACUAAAGGACUCGGUCUACAUGAUGAGGUCCAGCCGAGUAUGGAAUCUAACACAAAGUUUAGUGAUGUAAAGGGUGUUGAUGAGGCAAAGUCUGAGCUUGAAGAAAUUGUACACUAUCUUCGGGAUCCUAAGCGGUUCACUCGUCUUGGUGGGAAGCUACCAAAAGGUGUUUUGCUUGUGGGGCCACCUGGGACUGGGAAGACCAUGUUAGCCAGGGCUAUUGCUGGAGAAGCAGGUGUCCCGUUUUUCUCAUGCAGUGGAAGUGAGUUUGAAGAGAUGUUUGUUGGUGUUGGUGCACGGAGGGUUAGAGAUCUGUUUGCUGCAGCCAAAAAACGCUCACCUUGUAUCAUAUUUAUAGAUGAGAUAGACGCAAUUGGAGGAAGCCGUAACCCAAAGGACCAGCAGUACAUGAAGAUGACUUUGAAUCAGUUGCUUGUUGAAUUGGAUGGAUUCAAACAAAAUGAAGGCAUUAUUGUUAUUGCUGCGACGAAUUUCCCACAAUCGUUGGAUAAGGCACUGAUUAGGCCUGGUCGUUUUGAUCGUCGUGUGGUUGUGCCAAAUCCUGAUGUUGAAGGCAGGAGGCAAAUUAUGGAAUCACACAUGUCAAAGAUCUUAAAGGCUGAAGACGUGGAUUUGACUGUAAUUGCCAGGGGAACACCUGGAUUCUCUGGUGCUGAUCUGGCAAAUUUGGUUAAUGUUGCUGCUCUUAAGGCUGCAAUGGAUGGUGCCAAGUCUGUAAGCAUGGCAGACCUAGAAUAUGCGAAAGACAAGAUCAUGAUGGGCAGUGAACGAAAAUCAGCUGUUAUAUCAGAUGAAGUUCGUAAGCUUACUGCAUACCAUGAAGGUGGCCAUGCCCUUGUGGCAAUUCAUACUGAUGGGGCCCACCCGGUACACAAAGCAACAAUUGUGCCUCGCGGGAUGGCUCUUGGUAUGGUGGCUCAAUUGCCUGAAAAAGAUGAAACAAGUGUAUCUCGCAAAGAAAUGCUUGCUAGGCUUGAUGUUUGUAUGGGUGGAAGAGUUGCAGAAGAACUUAUUUUUGGUGAAGAUGAAGUUACUUCUGGUGCAUCUUCUGAUCUUGAACAAGCCACUCAUCUAGCACGAGCCAUGGUUACAAAAUAUGGCAUGAGUAAAGAGGUUGGUGUGGUGGCUCAUGAUUAUGAUGACAACGGGAAAAGCAUGAGCACGGAAACUAGGCUUCUAAUAGAAAAAGAAGUUCGGGAAUUACUGGAACGGGCUUAUAAUAAUGCCAAGAAUAUUCUCACUACUUAUAGCAAUGAGCACCAUGCACUUGCUAAUGCAUUGCUUGAACAUGAAACUUUGUCAGGAAAACAAAUUAAAGAAAUGCUUGCUCAGUUGAAGACACAGCCUCAGCAACAACAUUUUGUAGCGACUCAGAGCAGUUCGCAAUCUAAACCAGUACCACCCUCGACGCCAAAUGCUGCUGCGGCAGCUGCAGCUGCCGCUGCCGCCGCCGCAAGUGCCGCAUCUGCUGCAGCCAAGGCAAAAGGCAUUGCUCCUGUAGGAUCUUAGCAUUCGAUAUUGGCGAUAUUAUUGAGCCAAUGUGCAUAUUAAGUGAUGGGCCUUGAUGCUUACUUGAAAUACGCUUGUUAUUCUAGUGAUCUUAGAGAUGAAGAGAAGUCAUAGAAGGUUCAUCUAGUAGAAAAAGGUCAAAAUGUAGCAUUUAUAUCAGAAUUUUAAAUGGGCGUUGUUCCUGUUUAAUUUCUUGUAUUCAUACGGUCAACAAUAAUGAGUUUGCCAUCUUUCUCAUUUUUAA